Molecule: messenger RNA, 1008 nt
Organism: Closterium sp. NIES-65
Lineage: Eukaryota; Viridiplantae; Streptophyta; Zygnematophyceae; Desmidiales; Closteriaceae
Source: the annotation of a GenBank genome assembly
AUGUCUCACCCGGCUGAUGUCCCUGUUCUUCCUAAGGGUCAACGUUCUCGGCCGGCUCUUGAUCCUCCUCCUAGCACGGAGGCUCUUGACCCAUUGACUGACCCUCCUACAGAAAGUGCUGCUGGCUCCACGAAGACUUCAGUGCCUGCAAUCAAUGACAAUGACAGCGUAUCAGCUUCGGCGGCCAGUGGUUCUGGCCUAUCUGCAAGCGACAAAGCUACGAUUCCGUCCUUUGGUGUUGCUGAUGACGACGGCUUCAUGGAUGACGACUCGGAUGAUGAGAUGCUGAUUGACCUGGUUAAGGAGGCUGGAUCCCAGUUGUCAGCUGAUGUUGUCAAGACGACCAAGUUUCAGGAACUUCAGACGGCUUACAUUGCCAAGAUGCGAUACUGUCGCCUGCAAGUUUCAUUCACAUUGGAGUCAGACGCAGCACGAGUUCGUCAGAAAGAAGUGAUUUACCAGUCUCUUAAGGGGCAGCUGGUCACUCUUCACUGGCAGCACACGGAUGAUCCUGUUUUCACCCGCGAGAAGGCGAUGAAUCCGCACGCCAUCGAAUUUAUGAUCAAGGGGGUCUCAGCUGCGGUCGAUCUCAUCCUGAUUCAUGACCGCCUUGCUUCUUACCCGAUGAAGAGUACUCAGCGGUCGGCCUUUCAGCGCUGCUCCUGCCUUCAUCGCGUGCUUCACUCGGUUACUGGUGCUGACACGGAUGUCGUGAAGGGUCUGGUGUAUGCUCACCCUGAGAGUCCUGCGUGGCUGAAAGCGUCAUCUCUCUUCCUUCCCAUUCUUCGGGACUCAGCCAUCGCUCUCGUCUCCACCGGCAACAUCAUAGAAGAUUGGAUCUGCACACAGGCCGGGUGCGGAAAAGCGAAAGGAAAAAGUCUCAUGGCAGCGGCGGCUCACAUCAAAGCAGCUACUCACCUGCUGGAGCUGGAGAAAGCCGGAUCAACAACGAAGGAGUCCCUCGACAAGCUGAAUCUUGCUGUUGUCCGCACACAGUACGGACUGUGA